This is a messenger RNA of Oppiella nova, 555 nucleotides long. NCBI's taxonomy places the organism in Eukaryota, Metazoa, Arthropoda, Arachnida, Sarcoptiformes, Oppiidae. The record is from the annotation of a GenBank genome assembly.
CUCCUCAACACUGCCUACUGUUCGCUGCAUUCCUUUUCUCAAACAAAGACUUCUCUCACCGCAGGUCUCGUGCGAUCCAUUGGUGUCUCGAACUUCAACUCUGAACAGUUGGAACGGGUGAUCGGCGACCCGGCCGUAGUUCCGGCCGUCAAUCAGGUCGAGAGCCACCCUUUCCUCUCCAACGAACGGCUCCGACAGUUCUGCGCCGACAAAGGCAUCCAAUUGGUCGCCUACUCGCCGCUCGCGCGCACCGGAACCUCCGAACAGAAGAACACGACUUCGCCGCUCGACAUUCCUCUGGUGCAGGAGUUGGCCGCCAAGUACUCGGUGACUGCGGCCGCCAUUUGCAUCAAGUGGCAGACACAGCGUGGAGUUGUCGUCAUCCCGAAGAGCGCCACCAAAGAGCGCAUCGAAUCCAAUAUCCGGAUCUUCGGCUUCGAUCUGACCGAAGAGGAAAUGACGGCAAUGAACGCGUUGGACAAGAAUUGGCGGAACUGUACGUUCAGUGAAUACGGUAUUCAGAGCCAUAAGGAGUGGCCCUUCAGUCGAGACUUC